ACAUCUAUUUUUGUGCAACCCAUCUUCUUCUCCAAAGCUUUUCUCUCAUUACAAUGGAAAGACAUAUCAACAACAACAUUGAGAGCCGUAGUGUUCCUCAAGCAACCUCCUCAUUGUCCUCUUCACCUACAACAUCUUCUUCUUCUUCUUCUUCUUCAUCAACAAACUCUAACUUCCCUCAUCAUGAGGAAGACAACUCUAAAAGAAAAGCAUCUCGAAGAUCAUUAGCUGAAGACGAUGAUCAGACUGUGGGAGGAGGAGGAGGAAAGAAGCGAAAGAUCAGCGGCGGAGAUAAGCAUCCGACGUAUAGAGGAGUACGGAUGAGGAGUUGGGGCAAAUGGGUGUCGGAGAUUAGAGAGCCGAGGAAGAAAUCAAGAAUCUGGCUCGGGACUUAUCCAACGGCUGAGAUGGCAGCUCGAGCUCACGACGUGGCGGCUUUAGCCAUUAAAGGUACAACGGCUUACCUCAAUUUCCCUGAGUUAUCCGGCGAGCUUCCUCGUCCGGUCACCAAUUCUCCUAAAGACAUUCAAGCCGCCGCCUCUCUAGCCGCCGUUAAUUGGCAAGAUCCGGUCAACGAUGCGGAUGAUUCAGAGGAAGCAGCUGAAUUAGCUGAAGCCGAGCCGAGUCCAGCCGCGGUGGUGUUUUCUUCGGACACAAGCACCACCACUACGACUACGACUCAGAGUCAAGAGUCUUCGGAGGCUUCGUGUGCUUCAACGUCGUGCAGUACGGACAAAGACAACGAGGAAGAGAAGCUGUUUGAUUUGCCGGAUUUGUUUGCCGAUGAGAAUGAGAUGAUGAUACGAAACGAUGCGUUUUGCUACUACUCCUCCACAUGGCAGCUCUGUGGAGCCGAUGCUGGGUUUCGGCUUGAAGAGCCGUUUUUCUGUCUGAAUGACUAAAAUACCCUUCUCCGAAAGACUACUAACACUUGAUGAUUAGUUUUACUUUUACCAUUUCCUUUUUUCUUUUACCCUUCAAUUUCUCUAUUUCUGUUUGAUUUUUUUUUUUAAUUAUCUUUUCAACUUGAGUGCUAUUGAUUUUUUUUUUUUUUUGUAAAGAAACGGGUUCAUUUUGAGUUUCUAGAUUAAGGUGUGUUUGUGUAAUAUAAAUGUGACGAUGAGAACAAGUUAAAGAAGUUGCAGAUUAUUAUAA
Molecule: messenger RNA, 1155 nt
Organism: Capsella rubella
Lineage: Eukaryota; Viridiplantae; Streptophyta; Magnoliopsida; Brassicales; Brassicaceae
Product: ethylene-responsive transcription factor ERF034
Exons: 1
Coding region: 54-902 (282 amino acids)
Biological process (GO): regulation of DNA-templated transcription
Molecular function (GO): DNA-binding transcription factor activity; DNA binding
Source: RefSeq, a predicted model, not a curated record